AAAAGAAUUUUUUUGUAAAUUAAUAACUCUAUAAACUAAUUAAAUAUCAUAGUCCUAAUAUUAUUAAUUUAUAGAGUUUUUAUUGUACAUUGGAGUGAAUGUUCAACAAGUAAUCAACUUUCCCUCUUCCCUCUCAUGUGAAGAGUGUUAAUCAUCAAGUAAUAGAUGUCUUCACCAGAGCGACAUCUCAAAAAGUAUAUAAGGAUUUUCAUCUUAAGAUAGGUUUAUGGAUCUUCACCAACCAUAUUGAAAAGGAAUGUUGAAGCAAUCAGUAGUGGUCAAAAGCUGCAUAGCGGUCGAUUUGGGUGAAAAUGAUGUCCGAAAGAAUCAAAGUUAUCGAAGUGUAACCAAGCCGUGAUAGUCUGGUUGUAAUCUUUUGAGAUUCAAUGUGUAUACACGUUGGUCUUGAGUUCGGUUUUCAAAUGGGAAUUAAACAAUCACUUUUGGUCAAUUUGGAUUUGGACUUUGGUUCAAAUGGUUAACAUGGAAUGGCAUAACAGACAAUCGGUACAUCUCUUGGCAUUAGUCAGAAAAUAUUCCAAACUUGGAUUAAGCAGUGUGAUAGUCAGCUCACUCUAUAGUAUUAGGUGAUUUUCUACUGAGGCCGACAGGAUUAGUAGACAUGACAUAUCAAAGAAAAAAGAGAUCGAUGUGAAGAAAGUGAAGUGUUGAUGAGAGGCUGUAUGUGACAAGAAAAACAAAACCCAACAAUUACAUCCAUUCUUAUUUAACACAUGUUUCUUGUAAUCACUUACAAGUGGACUUCUUUAUAUAUUUGUAGACACAGAAAUACAUAAUUAUUCAGUCACUUAGUAUCUCUCAAAUUAUCUCUCUCUUGUUCUUCAUACUCAAAUAUAUUUUCAUACAGUCAUCAUCAUUGAUCCUUGUACUGAAAAAGAAUGGCAUCGAGACCUGGUCUUCUCACAGACUGGCCAUGGACACCACUUGGAAGUUUUAAGUAUUUGGUGUUGGUGCCGCUGGUUAUUGACAGCAUCUACUCAUACGCGGCUAUGCGAGAUCACGAGAAACUUUUGGUAAUGGCGCUAAUGGUGUGGCGGAUUGUUCAUAGCCAGGUUUGGAUAAGUUUUUCCCGUUACCGAACAGCCAAAGGAACCAAACGGAUCGUGAACAAGUCCAUAGAGUUUGACCAAGUCGACCGAGAACGAACCUGGGACGAUCAGAUCAUCUUCAACACUCUCGUUGCUUACUUAGCCAAAGUGUACCUGAUAGGAACCGAUACCCUUCCCUUUUGGCGACUCGAUGGUCUGGUUCUAGUCGCUCUCCUCCACGCGGGUCCGGCUGAGUUUAUCUACUAUUGGUUUCACCGAGCCCUUCACCACCACUUCCUCUACUCUCGCUACCAUUCACAUCACCACUCCUCCAUCGUCACCGAGCCGAUCACGUCGGUGGUACAUCCUUUUGCGGAGCACAUUGCCUAUUCACUAAUCUUGGUGAUGCCUCUAGUAACGACUUUUCUAUGCGGCACGGUCUCCAUCAUCUCCAUUGCACUCUACAUAACUUACAUAGAUUUCAUGAACAACUUGGGCCACUGCAACUUCGAGCUCAUUCCGAGAUUUUUCUUCUCUAUCUUCCCUCCUCUUAAGUUCCUCUGCUACACUCCUUCAUUUCACUCGCUCCACCACACACAAUUCAGGACGAACUAUUCUCUAUUCAUGCCAAUGUACGACUACAUCUAUGGGACCAACGACAAGUGCAGUGACUCAUUGUAUGAAACAUCGUUGGAGCAAGAUGAAGAGAAACCUGACGCAAUUUAUCUCACACAUCUAACAUCACUCGACUCGAUUUACCAUCUCCGACUUGGCUUUGCUUCCCUCUCCUCGCACCCCUUAUCUUCUCGGUGUUACCUAUUACUCAUGAGACCGUUCACUCUGAUGCUCUCAUUCAUACUAACUUUCCUCUCUUUUAGAAGCUUUGCCUUCGAGAGAAACCGCUUCCGUGAUCUCACUCUUCACUCCCACCUCCUUCCCAAGUUCUCGUCUCAUUACAAGUCGCAGAAGCAGAAAGAAUCUAUCAACAAAAUGAUUGAGACGGCUAUCCUUGAAGCGGAGAAGAAUGGUGUGAGAGUAAUGAGUUUGGGGCUACUGAACCAGGGAGAAGAAUUAAAUGGAUAUGGAGAAGUGUAUGUACGGAAGCAUCCUAAGCUAAAGAUAAGGAUUGUAGACGGAAGCAGUCUUGCAGCUCAGGUUGUGAUUCAUAGUAUUCCUGUUGGCAUUAAAGAAGUUCUAUUUCGAGGCCAAAUCACAAAAGUUGCUCGUGCCAUUGUCAGGUCUCUUUGCCAAAAUGGCAUCAAGGUGAUGGUUUUACGUGAGGAAGAGCAUUGCAUGCUAGCCGAAUUCCUUGGCGGGCAUUGUAUGGAAAAUCUGAUCCUCACAACCAAUCACUCCCCAAUGAUAUGGUUGGUAGGAGAUAGUCUAAGCAAUGAAGAGCAGAAGAUGGCAGAAGAAGGAACUCACUUUCUUCCUUUCUCUCAGUUUCCUCCUACUGAACUUCGAAAAGACUGCUUUUACCAUACCACUCCGGCUAUGAUCAUCCCGGACUCUGCCCAAAACAUCGAUUCUUGUGAGAAUUGGCUGGGGAGGAGAGUGAUGAGCGCGUGGAGAGUUAGUGGCAUAGUGCAUGCACUUGAAGGAUGGGAGGAACACGAAUGUGGUCUUGACGUUCCAAUGGUUAACCCUCACAGAGCUUGGGAAGCUGCUCUUCGACAUGGUUUCCAACCUCUGGUGUUGCCAUUUCUUUGAGAUCAAAAAGAGUUUCUUCUGUCAACUUAUUGCAUUUGUCAUUUUACUUGACUGAUACGUCAAGCUUUUAGAACUCAAACCUCUUUUAUUUUAAAAACCAAUGAUGUUAUGGAUGUUUUUUAUUGCUAAA
Brassica rapa (field mustard) is the source of this 2889-nucleotide messenger RNA. Its product is annotated as protein CER1-like 2. Lineage: Eukaryota; Viridiplantae; Streptophyta; Magnoliopsida; Brassicales; Brassicaceae. Gene Ontology annotation, molecular function: iron ion binding; oxidoreductase activity. The record is from RefSeq and is a predicted model, not a curated record. Gene Ontology annotation, biological process: lipid biosynthetic process.